Panonychus citri (citrus red mite) is the source of this 927-nucleotide messenger RNA. RefSeq names its product baculoviral IAP repeat-containing protein 2-like. The transcript is spliced from 2 exons. The record is from RefSeq and is a predicted model, not a curated record. Lineage: Eukaryota; Metazoa; Arthropoda; Arachnida; Trombidiformes; Tetranychidae. The coding region runs from base 1 to 927 and encodes 308 amino acids.
AUGAGUGAGCUGGAAAUGGGACAAGUGAAUGGUGUCUUGGAGAACUCUUCAUCUAGUUAUACAGCAAGUUCACCAACAAUUCCACCUUCAGGACAUUAUAGCAUGAGAGCAAUAAUGUUUAGAAUAGAUACUUAUAGACAUAGAAAUUGGAAUUAUCCACAUCUAACUCCAGAAUUAUUGGGUUCAAGGGGAUUUCUAUAUUUAGGUGAAGGUGAUUAUAUUGAAUGUGUUUUUUGUGGUUACAUGGUGACAAAUUUAAGCAAUGACAACGAUCCAAUUAGAACACAUAAUCUAGUUAAUCCUGCUUGUCCAUCAAUUGUUGCAGUAAACCCUGGUCAUUUGACAGCCAGGGGAGAAAAUGAAUAUGUAGAAAUUUGGGAAAUUCCAGAUAAUGAACCAACACCAACUGUUCAAUCUCCAUCUCAUUCAUCUCCUCCACUUCCUCCGAGAAGACGACGACAUAGGGAACAUUCAAGAAGAUUUGAAAGAAAUUGGCAAAAUGUUGUCGAUCAUAUUGAAGGUGUUGAUAACCUUCUUCUAAUAAAUGAGACAACAGCUGAUGAAAAUAUUAGUCAGCAAAGAGCACAAAACUUUCGAGAAGCAGAAACCAUCAGACGAUAUAGACGAGUGUUUAGACCAUUGUUUAUCAAUUAUUCAUCUUUUGAUGCUCGUCUCGAAACAUUCACUAUGUGGCCGCUAGGUCAUCCAAUAGUACCUUCGAGAAUGGCUGAAGCUGGUUUCAUCCACAAUGGGUAUACUGAUGUUACUAUUUGUUUUCAUUGUGGCCACUGUAUUUCUAAUUGGGAUGCUGAUGAUGACCCAUGGAUAGAGCAUGUUAAUGGAUCACCACUAUGUGCCUAUAUUUAUCUAAUGAGAGGGAAUCAAUAUAUCGAAGCCAGGCAAAGUUUAUGUCUUCAAGACCAUUGA